Salmo salar (Atlantic salmon) is the source of this 1740-nucleotide messenger RNA. Its product is annotated as ankyrin repeat domain-containing protein 1. Gene Ontology annotation, molecular function: protein binding. Lineage: Eukaryota; Metazoa; Chordata; Actinopteri; Salmoniformes; Salmonidae. The record is from RefSeq and is a predicted model, not a curated record.
CACCAUGUCCCGGGCUGGUAAGCGGUGCCACUUGAAUAGCGGGAAACAUGACCUGACUUCUGUUUUUAGAGGUACCAAUACCAAGCGCGUAAGCUAUAUAAAAGAUGAUGGAUCUCAGCCUCACUCAGAACAGAAUUGACACUGACCACUUUGGAAGUUGAGCAACUGGACUACUUCUCACCACAUAGACAGACUAGAUAUGGGACUGAAUAGCGUUGAAAAGCUGGUCACUGGUAAGAGGUGUGAGGGAAAGGGGGCAGGCGAGCACCUGUCAGGGGCAUUUUCAAAGAGUGUGUACGAGGCAGCCGUCAACCAGGAGAAACAGGAUGCCCGGAGGUCACACAAAGACCUCAUCCCAGAGGAGAAUGAGAACAACACCCAGGAGGAGAUCACAGUUGUCGUUCUUAAUACAGACAAAUCAGGCCGGGUGAAGAUAGAGACCGUGGAUGACCUUUUCAACAUCUUGAAACUGAGGAAGAGGAGGAGGGAGAGGAAGGUGCAGAACAAGAAAGAACCUGAGCCAGAGAUCAUUCCCGACACAGUGGAUGAAGACAUGUUCCUGGAAGCAGCAAUGGAGAAUAAGUUGCUUGUGAUUGAGAAGUACCUGUCAGGUGGAGGUGACCCCAACGUCAGUGAUCAUUUCCUAAGGACAGCACUACACAAAGCCUCAUCUAAGGGCCAUGUGGAGGCUGUGAAGAGGCUGCUGGAGGCUGGGGCUUCUAUUGAGAAGAAAGAUAGAUUGGACGCCACAGCAGUACACUGGGCCUGCAGGGGAGGCAGCCUGCCUACUCUGGAGCUGCUACUCAAUGAAGGAGGGAGGUUCAACUCCAGAGACAAGCUGCGCAGCACUCCUCUCCACGUGGCAGUGAGGACUGGACAUUAUGAAUGUGCUGAGCACCUCAUCCAUUGUGGAGCAGACGUCAACGCUAAAGACAGAGAUGGAGACACACCCAUGCACGAUGCUGUGAGGAUAAACCGAUUCAAAAUGAUCAGGCUGCUGAUGAUGUAUGGAGCCAGUCUUAAAACUAAGAACACCGAAGGCAAGUCCCCUAGAGAGAAUCUUCUGGCUUGGCAGAGUGGCGCUAAAUACAUCCUGUGUAACGUCAACAAUGACAAAUCUGUCAAGUAGAGCAAUGACUGAGGUCUUGGGAAAAUCCACCCAAUGACUGAGGUCUUGGGGAAAUCCACCCAAUGACUGAGGUCUUGGGGAAAUCCACCCAUUCUUUCAGAUGAUCAUUAAUAUUUGAUACUGAUUGAUUUGUUGAAUGCUGAUAUUGCUGGCCAAUGUUAGGGCUGUAGCUUCCAUCCAUUUUGAUGUUGUGUUGAAGUUGUCAAUUGAGAUUCUGGGGAGAUGUAUGUAAGCGUUGGUUAAUGAGCAAGACAAAUGCAACGGCAUGAUACUGUGGGACUUUACAAAGUGACCUGUUUACAGUGCUACAGUAUACUUCGUUUGAACAUUCAAACGAGUUUUAACCAAAACUAGUUUCUGGUUACAUUCACCUGUUUAAACACGGAGACAGAAGUGAUAACAGUGAGCUGGUAAGGAAAGUUGUUGUUGGUCAAGAUUAUGUUUUUGAACAGGAAAUCGUUUGAGAUAUAUUUUUGAUGUUUUUAAGAAGAGAUUCUGGAAUGCAAAGCGUCAAGAGACCUCACUGAGUUCUGUAUGUAUUGUAAAGUUCAUCUGUAUAAUUCGCUUGUUAUUUAUUGUUUAAGUCAAUAAACCAAUCUUAUGUUUUAAAA